Adineta ricciae is the source of this 294-nucleotide messenger RNA. Lineage: Eukaryota; Metazoa; Rotifera; Eurotatoria; Adinetida; Adinetidae. The record is from the annotation of a GenBank genome assembly.
AUGUCUACUACCGUCAACACAAUAACGGACGAACAAGUUGCAGAAGUUCAUGUUUCUGAUGAAAAUAAAUCCAAUCUGUUGAGUAGUGAACGAUCACUUAUGGGUUUCGUAUUUGGGGUUCGUGAAUGUGUUCUUGGUACUUAUUCAUGUUCAGCUGAUACUCAUAGCAGCAAUCCAAUUAUUGGUAUUUGUUCGCGAAACAUACUACCCAAACCUGCUGAGCUACUUCGAGGCUCAUAUGGCGUUGACCGUUCGACGUACGGCUGGGAAAAAGAUUUACGGUCUUGUUCUUAA